AUGGAGGAGGAGGAUGCAGGAAUUGGGGAUGAUAUAGAUGAUAAUGAUGGAUUCGUUGACGAGGUUGAGCUGUUGGACAAUCAAGAACAAACAGUACUACAAAAAGAUAUUCGACCGGUCAAAUUGGCGCUUGCCAAAUUGCGCAAGCUGGCAUAUAAAAUCAUCCACUCAACUACCAUUAUUCUUCCUGCAUGGCACAGCAUCCUCCAGGACUUGGCGCAGCCGCAAAUGCUCAUGCCACGCAAUGUGGCAACUCGAUGGAAUUCAACCUUUGACAUGUUGAACUAUGCCCUCAAGCAUCGAGGAGCCGUGGAUGCUGUUACCCAACAGCGGGACUUGGGUUUGCGGAAGUUUGAGUUGGAGGAUCAUGAGUGGGUUAUAUUAGAACAGCUGUGA
Molecule: messenger RNA, 396 nt
Organism: Suillus discolor
Lineage: Eukaryota; Fungi; Basidiomycota; Agaricomycetes; Boletales; Suillaceae
Exons: 2
Coding region: 1-396 (131 amino acids)
Source: RefSeq, a predicted model, not a curated record